AUGAACAUCCACCACAGCGACAAUAGUGAAAACCAACCUGCCGAUGAGAAUGAACAGCAAUUCCGAGCCGAUUUGGCGAACAAGAUCGAUCGGACGGCGUUUGAUCCCAAGCAAGAUAAGGGAGAGCGUCGUCGUUUGCGUAAAAAGUAUCGCUCCCUGAUUGGUGAAACUGAAGGCAAUAAACGAGAACUCGCUCAAACAACCUCUGAAGGCCUUGACAACAACCUGGAUCGAGGAAAUAAGCUCUUUAAAGAAGUGCGUAAUCCAUUGGAAGCUGUUCUUGAUUCACGGUUCAUGACAUUGACGGCUGAUAUUGCAACACAACGAGCUCGGAAUGCCAACAUUGGUAACGCUGCAUUUGAUGCCGACGAAUUCAUCUCCAAGAUCAAGCGAUUCGGCACAUGUCCAAACGCACGCGAAUUGGAUGAUUUGGAUUGGAAAAGCAUCGGUUAUCGUGCAGCUGCCCAUAGCGACAGGGUCACAUCAAUAGACUUUAUGCUGGGUCCUCUCAAGACUGAAAAGAAAGAACGCAAAACGGCUGGUCGAAGGAAUAUUAUUCGGAUGGAUACGAAUGCUGUACGACCCACCCAGUUGGAUGAAACAGAUUUACAAAACCAAGAAAACGAGACAUCUGCCAACGUCAAUGAGAUUUAUCGACUUCUCAAUGAACGUGGUCCUUACAACUACCUAAAGUUCGUCACCAAUCCAACGUCUUUUUCACAAACGGUCGAGAAUAUCUUUUACGUUUCAUUUCUGAUUCGUAAUGCAUUAGCCGAGAUUGAUGAUUCGACUGGAGAACCCAUGCUCAGUAUCUGCUCACCACCCACUGAAGACCAGAUUGCCGAUGGCGUGACCAAAUCACAGCUCAUCAUGAAUAUGGAUAUGGCUUUAUGGAAAGAGAUCAUUUACACAUACAACCUUCAGAGCUCUGUCAUCCCUACGCGAACCAAAUCACCCCUCGCUGUCGCUGGUACUAAAUGGUACUAG
This is a messenger RNA of Lichtheimia ornata, 987 nucleotides long. RefSeq lists its product as uncharacterized. The record is from RefSeq and is a predicted model, not a curated record. NCBI's taxonomy places the organism in Eukaryota, Fungi, Mucoromycota, Mucoromycetes, Mucorales, Lichtheimiaceae. Bases 1 to 987 code for a protein of 328 amino acids. Gene Ontology annotation, cellular component: nucleus; Smc5-Smc6 complex. Gene Ontology annotation, biological process: DNA repair. The transcript is spliced from 6 exons.